GAAAUGUCGGAAGCACAUGGUCGUAGUUUCCAAAGUGGCCACUUUUCCCGCUGUAGCGUUCUUUUCGAGUAGAAUUUUUUCCUACGACAAUGACUGAAGGAACGGCUACAAUUAGGACCAGAAAAUUUAUGACCAACAGGCUGUUGGCUCGUAAACAAAUGGUCGUAGAUGUCCUACAUCCGGGACAACCUUCCGUUAAGAAAACGGACAUUAGGGAAAAACUAGCCAAAAUGUACAAAGUUACACCUGACGUAGUCUUUGUAUUUGGAUUCAGGACGAACUUUGGGGGUGGCAAAUCCACAGGUUUCGCUCUUAUUUACGACACUUUAGAUUUUGCAAAGAAAUUUGAACCUAAGCACAGGCUGGCCCGACACGGUUUAUAUGAAAAGAAACAGCAGACCCGUAAACAACGUAAAGAACGUAAGAACAGGAUGAAGAAAGUGAGGGGUACCAAAAAGAGUAAAGUUGGUGCUGCUUCUAAGAAGGGUGGCAAGAAAUAGAUUCAUCUAUUUCUAGUAAUUCCAAUGAGUGCUGGGAUCUCCGUGUUUCGCAAUACGAAAGGGGUCCAAUACAAACGUUUUAUGUAUUUAACAUCAUUUCCAUAAAAUAUAUUUAAGUGUUUAUAAAGACGAA
Anoplophora glabripennis (Asian longhorned beetle) is the source of this 633-nucleotide messenger RNA. Its product is annotated as 40S ribosomal protein S24. Gene Ontology annotation, molecular function: structural constituent of ribosome. The coding region runs from base 90 to 500 and encodes 136 amino acids. NCBI's taxonomy places the organism in Eukaryota, Metazoa, Arthropoda, Insecta, Coleoptera, Cerambycidae. Gene Ontology annotation, biological process: translation. The transcript has 5 exons. Gene Ontology annotation, cellular component: ribosome. The record is from RefSeq and is a predicted model, not a curated record.